This is a messenger RNA of Aspergillus pseudoviridinutans, 1338 nucleotides long. RefSeq names its product putative Pfs domain protein. The coding region runs from base 1 to 1338 and encodes 445 amino acids. The record is from RefSeq and is a predicted model, not a curated record. The transcript has a single exon. Gene Ontology annotation, biological process: nucleoside metabolic process. Gene Ontology annotation, molecular function: catalytic activity. Lineage: Eukaryota; Fungi; Ascomycota; Eurotiomycetes; Eurotiales; Aspergillaceae.
AUGAUGAGCGAGAUCCCUCGACCGACGAGCCGCGACCAGUUCCGAAUCGCAAUCCUCUGUGCUCUACGAGUCGAAUCCGAGGCAGUAGAAACCAUCUUUGAUGAGCUUUAUGAGGAGAAUGACAACAGGUUCGGCCAAGACCCAUCCGAUGAAAACAUUUACAGGAACGGGAGAAUCGGCCACAACUAUGUAGUUCUCGUCUAUAUGGCAGGGAUCGGGAAGUGCAAGGCGAUGACUACAACGCUGCACUUGAAACUGAGUUACCCCCAAAUCCAGCUGGCAUUGGUUGUCGGUGUUUGCGGUGGCCUCCCAUACGGCAACGAUGGGCGGGACAUUUUCCUAGGGGAUGUCCUUGUUAGCGAUCGUCUCGUUCAAUGGGAUAUUGGGACUUUGCUUCCUAACGCAUUCGUCCACAAAGACGGGCCUCAGUAUGUCCAAGGCCGACCGUGCCGUCGUAUGGAAACCUUUCUUGCCAUAGUUAAAACUCCGGAUGAAAGGCGUCGGCUGGAGUCUCUGAUGGCGGAACAGCUGGAGAUGGUUCAGCAAUCCCUCGGCGAGCAGAGCACAACAUACCCUGGUGAAGACAAGGACCGUCUCUAUCCUCCCGACCAUCUCCAUCAGCAUCGUAACCUGCGUUCCUGUGGCAAGUGUCGCUCUUGUGGUGAGUGCGAGGAGGGCAAUAUAUGUCGCAAAGCACUCAUAUCUACCUGCGACGAGCUAGGCUGCUCCGAUCAUGCACAAAGCUGCAGGUACCGACCGCCUGGGAAGACUUAUUCGACUCCAAAACCAGCCCUUCAUCUGGGUCCUAUUGCCUCUGGUGACACUGUCUUGAUGUCAGGAGACGCCCGUGAUCAACUUGCCGCCGAGACCGGCGUGAUUGGGAUAGAAAUGGAGGGUAUCGGACUAUGGGAAGAGACAUCGUGCGUUGUGAUCAAAGGAGUCGCUGACUAUGCGGAUUGCCAUAAGACCAAGCAAUGGCAGAGAUAUGCAGCGGCUAGUGCUGCCUCGUGCACGAAGGCCCUCCUCCUACAGUACACAAUGGAGCCUCCACGAAUCAACUCGACAGGGAAAACACCCGUUCUCCAUCGGAAUGUGCAGGCUGGUCUCAGUCGUUUCCGAUUUCCGGUUCAUUCAGUGCUUGAUCCAUUUGCAAAGGUCGCCAGAGUCUCAAGGUUGUCUAGUAUCUCGGAUACUAUCAAAAUGGUUGAUGCGUUCCAUACCUCAUCCAGUCUGUGGACUAAGGUUUUUAUUGUGGUAUUGGCGUUCCUGGUUGGAUACUUGUACGCCUCUGUUGGGGCUGCUCCUGACGAGGGCUAUAGCCACCAGUUGUGGCCUUAA